UUCCGAAAAUGCCCUUGCGUUUUCAAAAAUAUGAGACAACACAUAACCUCGGUUUUCAUUUUCAUGGCUGAGAGGCUCACUUGUUGCACUUGAGGCCAUCACCAUUACGCACACUUACUUCCCCACUUUUCUUAUUUUCUCCGAAAAAAAAAAUUAAAUAAAAGGAAAAAUAAUAAAACAUGUCCCAGUUAUGCCGGAAAGUUGGCCGCUCCUCCACCCUCCGGCGACGGUUUCAGCACCGAGUUUCCGUGCUCCGUCGAUCCAUCCUCCGUGUCCUCCACCGCUUCCUGCUCUGCUCCGGAAGGAAGCCGGCCAAUGCCGUGUACACCAUGCUGCCGCCGCAUGCAGCAUUGCCCUCGAGUCCUCCUCCGCCGCCGGCUUCCGCCGUUGAGCCUGGCCGUGAAACGGUGCAGGUUGCGCCACCACCUGUGUUUCACACACAUGACAUGGACUCUGAUUUGGUUUCCUUGAAGAUCACCUUGUUGGGUGACUGCCAAAUUGGAAAAACCAGCUUUUUGGUGAAAUAUGUAGGUGAUGAAAAUGAGCAGCAAGAGCAACAGAGGAAAGGGUUAAAUCAAAUGGACAAAACUUUGGUUGUAAGAGGGGCACGUAUAUCAUAUUGUAUCUGGGAAGUACAAGGUGAUGGAAAAUCAGAAGAACAAAUUCCAAUGGCUUGUAUGGACUCUGUGGCAAUUUUGAUUAUGUUUGAUCUAACAAGUCGAUGCACAUUAAACAGUGUCCUUGGCUGGUACAAAGAAGCCAGGAAAUGGAAUCAGACGGCAAUUCCAGUGUUGAUAGGAACAAAGUUUGAUGAUUUCAUUCAGCUCCCUAUUGAUUUGCAAUGGACCAUCGCCAGUGAGGCAAGAACAUAUGCAAAGGCCAUCAAUGCCACGUUGUUUUUUUCGAGUGCAACCUACAAUAUCAACGUGAACAAGAUCUUCAAGUUCAUCACUGCUAAACUCUUUGACUUACCAUGGACAGUGGAAAGAAAUCUAACUGUUGGGGAGCCCAUCAUAGAUUUCUAAACUGUACAUUAAACAUAGAAAUGUUGGAGUCAAGUGUUCAAAAGUCAACCGGCCAACCAAGAGAUGUGUAAGUAAAUCACACUCUCUUGGGGCAUUCGAGUUGUUAGGUUUAGACAUGUUCAUUUUCUAUGGAAAAAAGACUCUUCAUUAAUCAUCACCAACAUCAAGGUUUUACAAGGAAAGGAAUAAAAGCCAAGUGGGAAAUAAUAUAAAUUUGAAACAGAGGAGAAGGACUAAAGGUAACAAGAGCAUGGAGCUAAUGCAUUAUUCGAGUAUAAAUUAAGUCAAUUGUGCCCUUGUCUUGCUAUGAAGUAUUUGGAGAAUUAGAUACCAGUUAGAGUUAGCCAUUUACUGAAUCUCCUUUUGUUUUGUUUUGUUUUGUUUUGUUUUUAUUUUCUUCACCCCAGCUUUGAAAUUCUUGUAAUUCAAAGCUUCUUCUGAAUAAAUAAAAUCAUUUCAUAUGGUUCCCUUUU
Molecule: messenger RNA, 1498 nt
Organism: Gastrolobium bilobum
Lineage: Eukaryota; Viridiplantae; Streptophyta; Magnoliopsida; Fabales; Fabaceae
Product: septum-promoting GTP-binding protein 1-like
Exons: 6
Coding region: 180-1025 (281 amino acids)
Molecular function (GO): GTP binding; GTPase activity
Source: RefSeq, a predicted model, not a curated record